Trichophyton rubrum CBS 118892 is the source of this 480-nucleotide messenger RNA. RefSeq lists its product as uncharacterized. The transcript has a single exon. The record is from RefSeq and is a predicted model, not a curated record. The coding region runs from base 1 to 480 and encodes 159 amino acids. NCBI's taxonomy places the organism in Eukaryota, Fungi, Ascomycota, Eurotiomycetes, Onygenales, Arthrodermataceae.
AUGAGGGCCCCAAGAACUUCCCCCUUACACCAUCAGGACCAUGGUAUCAAAAAUAUUCGAACAAGGCGCACCGAUAAACGGCAGUAUGCAGGUGUUCCGAGGGAUGUCAGCCCCGUUAUAAGAUUGUCCUACAUUGCCCAGACCUGUCCGGCCAUAUGUACCCUCUAUCAUCAAAUGUCAAACGAUCUGAGAUGGCACAGGAUAAUAUCCAUCAGCACGAGCUCGCAUUCUUAUAGCCCUGAGAAACUGGAUCAGGAUAGGCUGCUCUCAACAAGAUGGCAGGUGCCUGCUCAAGUCAUCCCCUCCGUGAGCUGGUGUGAUCUCCCAUCUGAUCACGACCUCAAGGAUAUCAUGUCAGCUGUAGGUCAGCCACUCGUGGGAGGAAGUGCUAUGCCCUUCAAUGCCAUGAGUAUAUUAUUAUCUGUCGGGAGCUCACAGUUGAUCCUGAUGAUGGACAACUCGGGUCCUCGAUUACGGUAG